Oxyura jamaicensis (ruddy duck) is the source of this 2011-nucleotide messenger RNA. RefSeq names its product DnaJ heat shock protein family (Hsp40) member A1 (gene DNAJA1). Lineage: Eukaryota; Metazoa; Chordata; Aves; Anseriformes; Anatidae. Gene Ontology annotation, molecular function: Hsp70 protein binding; ATP binding. Bases 77 to 1270 code for a protein of 397 amino acids. Gene Ontology annotation, biological process: response to heat; protein refolding. Gene Ontology annotation, cellular component: cytosol; cytoplasm. The transcript has 8 exons. The record is from RefSeq and is a predicted model, not a curated record.
AGAGGAGCGGGGUUGGGGGCUGCCGCCGCCGGUACCGGGACCCUGACAGGGAUCUGGGCCUGCCGCCGCCGGCAUCAUGGUGAAGGAAACGACGUACUACGACGUGCUGGGCGUGAAGCCCAACGCGUCGGCGGAGGAGCUGAAGAAGGCGUACCGCAAACUGGCGCUGAAGUACCACCCCGACAAGAACCCCAACGAGGGCGAGAAGUUCAAGCAGAUCUCGCAGGCGUAUGAGGUGCUGUCGGACCCCAAGAAGCGGGAGCUGUACGACAAAGGCGGCGAGCAGGCCAUCAAGGAGGGCGGCUCCGGGGGCGGCUUCGGGUCCCCCAUGGACAUCUUCGACAUGUUUUUCGGCGGCGGCGGGAGGAUGCAGAGGGAGAGGCGAGGCAAAAACGUGGUCCAUCAGUUAUCAGUCAGUUUAGAGGAUAUGUAUAAUGGUGCAACGAGGAAACUUGCGCUGCAAAAGAACGUUAUCUGUGACAAAUGUGAAGGCCGUGGCGGUAAGAAAGGUGCGGUGGAGUGCUGUCCAAACUGCAGAGGAACAGGCAUGCAAAUCCGAAUUCACCAGAUCGGGCCAGGCAUGGUGCAGCAAAUCCAGUCCGUGUGCAUGGAGUGCCAGGGGCAUGGGGAGCGCAUCAGCCCCAAGGACCGAUGUAAAAGCUGCACUGGCAGGAAAAUUGUUAGAGAGAAGAAAAUACUAGAAGUUCACAUUGACAAAGGAAUGAAGGAUGGUCAGAAAAUAACAUUCCAUGGUGAAGGGGACCAAGAGCCAGGACUAGAACCAGGGGAUAUUAUUAUUGUCUUGGAUCAAAAAGACCACUCUGUAUUUACAAGACGAGAUGAAGACCUUCUUCUGUCUAUGGAUAUACAGCUGGUUGAAGCACUAUGUGGCUUUCAAAAGCCUAUCACAACGCUGGAUAAUCGAACCAUUAUCAUUACCUCCCAUCCUGGUCAGGUUGUCAAGCAUGGGGCUAUUAAGUGUGUCUUGAAUGAGGGCAUGCCAAUCUAUCGCAGACCAUAUGAGAAAGGACGCCUUAUCAUCGAGUUCAGAGUAAACUUCCCUGAGAGUGGCUUCCUCUCCUCAGAUAAGCUGUCCUUACUUGAAAAACUGCUACCUACGAGGCAGGAAAUAGAAGAAACUGAGGAAAUGGAGCAAGUGGAUUUAGUGGACUUUGAUCCAUCUCAAAAAAGAAAACAUCACUAUAAUGGAGAAGUCUACGAAGAUGAUGAGCACCACCCUAGAGGUGGUGUUCAAUGUCAGACAUCAUAAAAGGGCCAGUGAAUAACUUGUGAUGCUUGUUUUGUAUGCAUUAGUGGAUGAGUGAAGGACUACAAGCGGUUCACCCUCACUUCCUGCUAUUUGUUGUUAUAUCCAGCCAUAGUUGUUUCUUAAAGCAUAAAGAAAUAAACUAAUGAAACGGACUUGGAACUUGUAUAAAGCUCCAGGAUGCAAGCUCAAAUCAAGUUGAUUGCACUUCAACCCUGCCUGUUGAUCCAGAAAACUCCCUCACCUGCUUGUCUUUUAUUUCAAGCCUUGUAAUUCCUGUUAUGUGUGCAAUUGCUGAGGCUUAGACUAAGAUUCUGUGGUGGUCUUUUUUGGUAUUCUAGAUCUUAUACUCUGAUAAAGUAUGCACAAGUACUUAUAAGUCACAGUAAAAUAUAGUUAAUCUUUGUACCUUUUAGGAUAACAUGUUAAUGUUCUGGGCUUGCGCUGGGGAUUAUCGGUAGGGACUCGCUCUAACACGGCCUCAUAACACAUGAAGCUGACAAGGAUGUGGUCAAUCUUCACAAGCCUGUUAAAGCCACAUGAUCCAUAACUCCUCUCAAGUUUCUGCACUUAAGGUCAAGUAGUCUUUAUGCCAGCUUUGGUCUUGACCUUGGAGCUAGAUGUGAAGCUUUGUUCGGUUCAUGCUGGCUGCUCUUUGGCUGCUGUUCUGCAUGAUACUGUGUGUAGAGCCACUGGUUGCUUGGCUGCUGCAGGAGCUUCCUUCACUACUGUGCAUGAGUAAAA